This is a messenger RNA of Marasmius oreades (fairy-ring Marasmius), 2301 nucleotides long. RefSeq lists its product as uncharacterized. The transcript is spliced from 10 exons. The coding region runs from base 1 to 2301 and encodes 766 amino acids. Gene Ontology annotation, molecular function: alpha,alpha-trehalase activity; calcium ion binding. NCBI's taxonomy places the organism in Eukaryota, Fungi, Basidiomycota, Agaricomycetes, Agaricales, Marasmiaceae. The record is from RefSeq and is a predicted model, not a curated record. Gene Ontology annotation, biological process: trehalose catabolic process. Gene Ontology annotation, cellular component: cytoplasm.
AUGGCCCCGACUUUGACACACCCGCCUGGCGUUUCCUUCAUCGACGACCACGAAGUCGCGACGAGAUCGAGUGUUGCGGAUUCGGACACGUAUUAUGGCAAAGAGUCUUAUUCCAGGUCUCGGACCUACAGUCAUUCUCACAUUCAUGGAUACAACCCCAAGAAGGCUCCGGCUUUCGAGGAAGAUUAUCAUUUGCGAAACAGAAGGCUUUCCCACGACGAGAAGGGAACUGGACCUCGCAGAUAUCUUAUAGACGUAGAGGAAACCAUUCGUUUGGUUCUUGAGCAGGAGGACACUGAUGGUGAUUUCCAAAUCAGCGUCACUGACGCUGGACCAAAGAUGAUGUCUCUGGGCACAGCGACUAGUAACGGCUUCAAGACAUUUGAUAUUCGGGGUACAUACAUGCUGUCAAACCUUCUUCAAGAACUCGCCCUUGCUCGUGAUAACGGUCGCAAACGAAUUGUCCUUGAUGAAGCCAGACUUACAGAAAACCCGGUCGAGCGUCUGUCUCGUAUGAUCAAGAAUUCUUUUUGGCAUUCUUUGACUCGGCGUAUCGACGGGGACGGGCUCGAAAUCAUUACCGCCGACCCAAAGAACCGAACUGGGCGAAUCAAUCCUCGUAUCUAUGUUCCUCACGGGGAGCCUGCCAUGGCCGAGUACUACAGGAAGGUCGCGCGAGACAAGCCGCACAUGAACUUGGACGUUCAGGUCCUGCCACCAAAACCGGACGAUCCCUUGUUUGUCAAAAGUCUUAACCAAAAACCGGGAAUCCUGGCUUUAGCUAUGAAUGAAAUUGACGAUGGGAAAGGCGGUAAGACUUUGAAGGGUAUUCCUUUCGUCGUUCCUGGAGCUCGUUUUAAUGAACUGUACAACUGGGACUCCUACUUCAUUUCUCUCGGCCUGCUCGUCGACGGUCAAGUGAACAUGGCAAAAGGCAUGGUUGAUCACUUCAUUUUCGAGAUCAAGCACUACGGCAAAAUUCUGAACGGUAGUCGAAGCUACUAUCUCUGUCGCUCGCAACCACCUUUCCUCACUGACAUGGCCUUGCAAAUAUAUAAUCAACUCGACCGCUCGGAUGUCGAAGAGAAUCGUCAAUGGCUGAAGCGGGCCAUCCAAGCGGCUAUCAAGGAGUACCACACUGUCUGGAUGGCAGAGCCUCGCAUGGAUCCCAAGACAGGGUUAUCCCGCUAUCGUCCUGAUGGGCUCGGUAUCCCACCCGAGACUGAAGCCACACACUUCACGCAUAUCCUUGAGCCUUAUGCGGCCAAACACGGUCUCUCUGUCCUCGAAUUCAGUGAGAAGUACAACGACGGAGUAUUAAAAGAACCAAAGUUGGACGAAUAUUUCUUACACGACAGGGCCGUGCGCGAAUCAGGGCACGAUACAACAUACAGGUUUGAGAAGAGAUGUGCGAAUCUAGCGACCAUUGAUUUACAAGCGCUGCUGUACAAGUAUGAAGUGGACAUUGGCACUGCGAUCCGGGAGGUGUUUGAUGAUGAAUUGGAAAUGGAAGAGGAUUUCCCACUUGCGCCAUUCCCUCCUUCUCCGGAAGCUUAUGCGAACCCUGGUCGCGAGUGUUCGACUAGUAGGGUGCAAAGGAGUGACGAGUGGUUUGAACGAGCAGAACACAGACGUCAGAUGAUUGAUAAGUAUCUAUGGAAUGAGAGCAAGGGUCUCUACUUCGAUUACGAUACUGUCAAGAAGCAGCAGAUAUUGUACGAGAGUGUUACAGCGUUGUGGGCUCUUUGGGCAGGCUGUGCGAGCGAGGAACAGGCUACGAAGCUUGUAACCCAGACCAUAAAGAAGUUUGAAGUUCUUGGUGGUCUUGUCUCUGGAACUGAAGAGUCUCGAGGCAAAAUCUCGUUGGAUAGGCCGAAUCGGCAGUGGGACUAUCCAUAUGCAUGGCACAUCAUGGCAUGGGUUGGGCUUGAACGAUACGGCUACCUCGAAGAUGCUCAACGAUUGGCGUACCGGUUCUUGUACAUGAUGACCACUGCAUUUGUCGAUUUCAACGGUGUGGUUCCCGAGAAGUUUGACGCGGUUAAACUUUCUCAUCUUGUUGAUGCUGAGUACGGAAACCAAGGAAUUGACUUUAAGAUGGUACCUCGUGAAGGCUUUGGAUGGAUGAAUGCUGCCUAUCAGGUUGGCAUUUCAUUCCUCAACAGCCACAUGCGUCGUGCUGUCGCUGCCUGCACGAGUCCGGAAGUAUUCUUCAAUGCUUACCUCGGAAACGAACAAACGAAGAAUGUUUUGACUGAUCCUCUUGGUCUGGCGAUGGAGAACCUUGACAUCGCCAACUAG